UUUUUGGUUUUUCUUGCAAUUGUCUUUCUGUCUUACAAAUAUGAGCCAAACGACUAUUUACAAAAUCACUCAAAUGCAACAACAAGUUUCCCAACUCGAACAAAAAAUCGAAACACAGACUCAAAUACGUAAGGGAUUGAUGCAUUUAUUAGCACCCUCUUUUGCUCAAAGUGAUAGUAAUGAGAUCAACAGUGAAGUUCUUGAAGCAGCUAAGCAAGACAUUCCUAGAGUACUUGAGGAAGAAAAAAAAGCAUUCGGCUCUCAUGGAAAACAUAGAUAUGUUACGCCACGGCUGCGUUUGCUUGCCCUGAUCAACUUAUUCAAGAAAGAAAGAAAUAUGACUGAUCUCUUAAUUGAUGAUAAAGUGAAUGAGAAUGACUACAGGAUCCUCAGAACAAUCGCAAAAAAUACCCACGAUGAAAUGGAGUUAGAGCUGCUGAAAGCUUUAAAGAGAAAUGACAAAGCAGCUGUGUUGCCUUUAUGGUCUGAAGUGUCUUCUGCUCUAAUCGCAAAAUACACAUUUAAGCUUGAAAGCAAUGCAGCUACUCAUGGCUUUCAUCUUCAAAGAUUUCAGCAUUCAUGGGCAGCCGGUCUAUUGCUCUUCGAAACACAAAAGCACAGAAGUAAUAGAGCAAGAAAUAAGGCUUCUGUUGUUGAAAGAGAGAAUAACUCUAGGAUCAGUGAAAACCAAGUUAGUGUUGAAUCUCUUCGAAAUGAAAAGCCUUCUUUAGAGUACGCAAACCUAUAUUGUGGUGAUAAAUUUGAGGAUUCUGAAGAUGACAUCUUUUCGGAAUGGAAAACAACUGUCGUCCUUGUUCUCCUUCUCCACCUCUUCCACCUUCUCAACCUAAGAAAAGGGGCAAACGCAAUGAAGACAAAAGCCAAUCAGCCAAGUCUAAGCGUACAAGAAGAAAUAAAGUUCACAGCUCCUGAAUUCAGCCUACAUCCAGAAGCUUAA
Gilbertella persicaria is the source of this 958-nucleotide messenger RNA. RefSeq lists its product as uncharacterized. Bases 41 to 958 code for a protein of 305 amino acids. The record is from RefSeq and is a predicted model, not a curated record. The transcript has 4 exons. NCBI's taxonomy places the organism in Eukaryota, Fungi, Mucoromycota, Mucoromycetes, Mucorales, Choanephoraceae.